Molecule: messenger RNA, 2133 nt
Organism: Ixodes scapularis (black-legged tick)
Lineage: Eukaryota; Metazoa; Arthropoda; Arachnida; Ixodida; Ixodidae
Product: endothelial transcription factor GATA-2
Exons: 6
Coding region: 460-1794 (444 amino acids)
Biological process (GO): positive regulation of transcription by RNA polymerase II; negative regulation of transcription by RNA polymerase II; cell fate commitment
Cellular component (GO): nucleus
Molecular function (GO): zinc ion binding; DNA-binding transcription factor activity, RNA polymerase II-specific; RNA polymerase II cis-regulatory region sequence-specific DNA binding
Source: RefSeq, a predicted model, not a curated record
AGUGCGGGCGCCGACGCUGUGAGACGAGGAGGCCUGCAUGCGGCCCGUGCGAGUGCUCUUCGGAGGUUUGUCCUGGCGUCGUGCCCGUGGUGACCCGUUGCCCGAGUGUCCGUGCCGUCCCGUCCGAACCGAGCGUCCCUCCGUGCUCUUCGAAGGCUCGUCCGUGGUGCGGUGUUGGGUUUGGUGCGUGAGGGCGUGCCAGUCCGAUUCGCGAGCACGGCGUGUUCCGUGGGCGGCGGCGGGAGCGCGCCGUCGUCGCUCGCUCGCAGCAACCUGCCCGCAUGGCUGGCGCCCCCGCACGAACGUUUCUGCUAUGAGGAUAACCUCGGCUGCGCCCUCAAGCACCAGGCGCCGUCGUCAGUGAGCGGCGGCGGCGGCCACGGCUCCUUCGGCGGCGUGAGCGGCCUGUCGCAGGCGUGUGCGCAGCUGUGCGGGCGCGCGGUGCCGACGCGCGACGCCAUGGAGGAGCAGGCCGGGCCCUGGUCCGGCUACGAGGGCCCGCCGGGCGGGAGGCCGGACCCCGGGGUGCUCGCCCAGGAGGACAUGGACAUGUUCUUCCACUCCCUCGACGGCUCCCCGGGAUCCUCGUACUACUCCAACCCCGCCGCCAGGGCCGUGCACGGCUACCGGCCUUCGCACCCGCGCGUGCCGGGCGGCCAGGUGUGUCGGCCGCACUUCCACAGCGCCCUGCACCCGUGGAUCUCGGACCCGGCCAAGGCGGCGGCGGCGGCGGCGGCAGCCAUGGUGCCGCACCACGGGCCCGCGUCCUGGUGUUCCCCGUUCGCGGGCAAGCCGCAGCCGAGUCCCCCGACGGCGCCGUCGCACUCUAGUCCCCACCUGUUCAGCUUCCCGCCGACGCCGCCCAAGGACGCGACGCCGGACCCGGCUGCGGCCGAGGCCCCGGGCUACGCCUGCGACGGCGACCACAAGCCCGGCGGCAUGCUGACCCCGCUGGCCGCGUCGUCGGCCUGCGGCAAGCGAGAAGGUACCUUCCCCGCCUCCUCCCCUCCCUACCCGCACUACGUGCCCCACCCGGGCUCCGAGCUGGCCGGCUACCACGGCUUUCACGCGGGCCCGCUGCAGCUGGCCAAGGCUCCGCUCCCGCCUCCCGCGGGCUACGGACAGGCCGCCAAGCCGCGCACCAAGGGCCGCUCCAGCGCCGAGGGCAGAGAGUGCGUGAACUGCGGUGCGACGUCGACGCCGCUGUGGCGACGGGACGGCACCGGGCACUACCUGUGCAACGCAUGCGGUCUCUACCACAAAAUGAACGGCCAGAACAGGCCGCUCAUCAAGCCCAAGCGCAGGCUCUCGGCCGCCCGGCGCGCUGGGACGAGUUGUGCCAACUGCAAGACGACCACGACGACCCUGUGGAGGCGCAACCAGAACGGAGAGCCCGUCUGCAACGCCUGCGGACUCUACUUCAAGCUCCACAACGUGAACCGGCCGCUGACGAUGAAGAAGGAGGGCAUCCAGACGCGCAACCGCAAGCUGUCCUCCAAGAGCAAGAAGAAGAAGGGCCUGACCAUGUCGCUGCCCGACUGCAUCAAGCCCCUGGACAAGGGCUUCUCGAGCUUCUCGCCCGCGGGACACCAGUUCGCCUCGUCCAUGUCCAUGACCAUGAACCACUACAUGCACCAGGGCAACAUGAACAUGCCCAUCUCCAUGGGCGGCACCUUCGUCACCUCGCAGCACAUGGGCUCGGCCGCGGGACUCUCGGGCCUCGGGCUUGGGCCAUCGGCGUCGGCGGGCCUCGGGCUGGCCGCCUCCAACAGCAUGGUGGGCGCCAUGGCCUAGCCCGUGCCCGCGUUGCCUGUACAUAGACCCUCUCAUCACGGACCGGCGGCGCGCGCGCGGCCGGCAUGCAGACGCACUCUCCGCGCCCCGAUCACCCGUCACCCUCCCCUUACUCUUGUGUUCAACGAUCUCCUAGGUCACGGCGUAGAAGUGUCAUUAUUUAAGUUGGCCGAUCAGCCGCUCUUUUCUCCCGUGCGUGUGCGUGCGCGCGUGUGUGUGUGUGUGCGUGUGAGUGUACAUAGUUGUUUACGACGGACUCCGCCAAGUGGCGCGACGGACGCACCAGCGAGUUGGCCUGCACCGCGUGACUGGAAAUAAAAGAACCGGGUGCGCAAAGCA